Molecule: messenger RNA, 1440 nt
Organism: Choloepus didactylus (southern two-toed sloth)
Lineage: Eukaryota; Metazoa; Chordata; Mammalia; Pilosa; Megalonychidae
Product: zinc finger protein 501-like
Exons: 1
Coding region: 1-1440 (479 amino acids)
Biological process (GO): regulation of transcription by RNA polymerase II
Cellular component (GO): transcription regulator complex; PcG protein complex
Molecular function (GO): DNA-binding transcription factor activity, RNA polymerase II-specific; RNA polymerase II cis-regulatory region sequence-specific DNA binding
Source: RefSeq, a predicted model, not a curated record
AUGGCCGAGACCCUCGCCCCGUGGGAGCAGCUGAGCCCUCCCCAGGGGGAUCUGCCCAGGAAGCUUCGGAGUCUGGUCCUGCUGGGGCUUCCAGUUGCCAAGCCUGAUGUAAUAUCUCAGUUGGAGCGAGAGGAGGAGCUGGAGAGAGAUGUCCCCAAAGCAAGCAGUCCAGAGUGGGAGACAAAGCGAGAAAGCAAAGAGCUAACUCCAGAGCAGGACAUUUCUGAAGAGGAAUCAGCCCCUGGGGUGUUUAUAGAAAGAUUUCCAAAGGAAGGUUCCAGUGAAUGUGAGGAUUCUUUAGAGAGUCAGCAGGAAAAUCAUGAGAAAAAUUUAAGACAAGUGGCUGUCACUCAAAAGAAAUCUUCUGGGGAGAGAAGCUACCAGUGUGAUGAAUUUGGAAGAAAUUUUGGUCGAAGGUCAUUAUUUGUUCAACAACUGGAGAGACUAUAUAAUUGUGAUUCACUUGAAAAGAACUUAAAACAAAAUUCGGAUCUAAUUAGGCAUGAGAGAAUUUAUGCAGGAAAGAAACCUUGGAAGUGUGAUGAGUGUGGGAAAGCUUUCAGUUACUACUCAGCUUUUGUCCUGCACCAGAGAAUUCACACAGGAGAAAAACCUUACGAAUGUAAUGAAUGUGGGAAAGCUUUUAGCCAGAGCAUACACCUGACUCUGCACCAGAGGAUUCAUACUGGAGAGAAACCCUAUGGAUGCCAUGAAUGUGGGAAAGCUUUCAGUCACCGUUCCGCCCUUAUUCGGCACCAUAUAAUUCACACUGGAGAGAAACCCUAUGAAUGCAAUGAAUGUGGGAAGGCCUUUAAUCAGAGCUCAUACCUGACGCAACAUCAGCGAAUUCAUACUGGAGAGAAACCUUAUGAAUGUAACGAAUGUGGGAAGGCCUUCAGCCAAAGCACAUUUCUUACCCAGCAUCAGGUCAUUCAUACUGGAGAGAAACCUUAUAGAUGUAACGAAUGUGGGAAAGCCUUUAGUGAUCGUUCAGGCCUCAUUCAGCACCAGAGAACUCACACUGGGGAGAGGCCGUAUGAAUGUAAUGAGUGUGGGAAAGCCUUUGGUUACUGUUCGGCUCUGACUCAGCACCAGAGAACUCAUACUGGUGAGAAACCCUAUAAAUGCAGUGAUUGUGCCAAAGCCUUCAGUGACCGCUCGGCCCUUCUUCGUCAUCAGAGAACACACACUGGAGAGAAACCUUACAAGUGUAAGGAUUGUGGAAAAGCUUUCAGCCAGAGCUCGUCUCUCACAAAACAUCAGAAAAUUCACACUGGAGAAAAACCCUAUAAGUGCAAGGAAUGUGGAAAAGCCUUCAGCCAGAGUUCAUCCCUUUCCCAACACCAGAAAAUUCAUGCUGGAGGGAAAACCAAGGAAUGUGGAAAAGCCUUUAGUGAGCAUUCAGCCGUUGGCCAACAAAAGAGAAUUCAUACUGGAUAA